Messenger RNA from Siniperca chuatsi (mandarin fish), 2480 nucleotides. It is a transcript of the gene trim105, whose product is annotated as tripartite motif containing 105. The transcript is spliced from 7 exons. Gene Ontology annotation, molecular function: metal ion binding; protein binding. The coding region runs from base 10 to 1494 and encodes 494 amino acids. The record is from RefSeq and is a predicted model, not a curated record. NCBI's taxonomy places the organism in Eukaryota, Metazoa, Chordata, Actinopteri, Centrarchiformes, Sinipercidae.
GUGAAACACAUGGACCAAUCAAAGGUGCGUUUGCACUGGCGCAUGCGCAGUACACGUGUACGUCUUGUUCCCAAAACAGCAGCCAAGGGAUCAGAGAGCAGAUGGAGGGACGUUGAAGUGUUUGGCCGCACAUUUCUCCGAACAACAGACAACUGUGGACAGACUUGGGAGAGGAAACUACCCAUCACCAUGGCUGCUGCUGCUGUUGCUACAUCUACCAAAGGCAGCCUGAGAGAGGACCUGACAUGUGCCAUAUGCUGUGACCUGUUCCGGGAGCCUGUCAUGUUGGCCUGUAUGCACCACUUCUGCAAACCCUGCAUCUCCAGGUACUGGAGAGGAACACAGGGCCCUGUAACCUGCCCGCAAUGCCGCAAAGAGUUCAACUCCAAGCAGUUUCAAACUAACUACCUAGUGGCGGCCAUGGUGGAGAAAGUCAGGGCCACCACCUCGGACACUUACAUCAAAAACCUACAGAAACAACUGAAAGAGACUUUGGAGAGCCAUCGCCUGAGGAAGGAGGACUUCAUCAAUAGUGUUCGCAGAGACAAAGACAAGUUGGAUACCAUAAAGAAAGUCGGGGCAGAUCUGCAGGCUCAUGUCAAAGGGGAAUUCAGAGCUCUCCAUCAGAUCCUGCACGAUGAAGAGACCUGUGUGCUGGAGCAGCUAAGGAGAGAGCAGGAGGAUGAGCUGGAGAAAGUCCAGCGCCACCUGGAGGCCAUCGAAUUAGCCGUGAGGGAGCUGGAGGACAAUAUGAGAGCGCUACAGCAGGCUAGCACUGCCACUGAAAACGUCGUACUGACUGAGUUCCCAAAGCUGAGACCAUGUGUGCAGGUGGAUAUUACCCCGGAGUUUGAUAUAAAAGCUUUCAGUAACAAAUACUUGGCCCCGUUACAGUACAUCACAUGGAGAAAGAUGUUCAAGUCUUUGAAGCCAGGUCCUUCCCCAUUAACGUUUGAUGUUGACACAGCGCACCCGAGCAUCUACGUCUCCAGGGACAAAACCGUGGCAGUGGAAUGUGACGUCAUGAUCCCACAUAUGGACCACAACAAGCGUUUCCUCCAGUGUGUCAACAUUCUGGCUGCACAGGGCUUCCAGUCAGGCCGAUACUACUGGGAGGUAGAAGUGGGCUCCAAACCCAAGUGGGACCUGGGCGUGGCCUCUGAGGCCGUAGGCAGGCACACUCGGAUCAAGCUGAGCCCCGAAAGCGGCUACUGGACGCUGCGGCUGCGUAAUGGGAACGAGUACUCCGCCGGCACGCAGCCCUGGACCAGGCUGCACCUUGGCUCUUCCCCUCAGAGGUUCGGGGUGUUCUUGGACUGUGAGGAGCGGAGGGUGUCCUUCUACAACGCCGAUGAUAUGAGGCUGCUCUACUCGUUCACCAACGGGCCGAGGGGCAAGGUGUUCCCCUUCUUCAGCCCGUGCAUUAGUGACAGCAGUCAGAAACCUCAGCCUAUCAAACUCCUCCACUACCCUCCCGUCGCUCUGUCUGGCUAACAUGGGUGCAAUCAAUAAAAGCUUUUCAGUAUGUAACAGCUGUUCAUUCACUUAUUGACUAAUAACUGUUAUCACUCAGCUGUUAAAGGACAGUAACUGCCAUUGUUAGCACUAUGGUCCUGUAUCACAAGAGUUUCAAAUUUCAGACUGUUCUCUUGUUUUCCUUGCUUUAGUCAUCGAAUAUAUCCAGAUGCUUCUAUUUUCUGAAUCCGUAAUGUUACACAAAUUGCCAUAUACACCAUAUAAAAAUUCCAUUGUGCUAUAAUCUUUUUGAAGAGGCUUCUUUAUUUUGCAGGAACAAUCAGCAUAAAACACAUUAAAUACACAAAUAUAACCAUUUUGGGUUGAAUAUAGUGAAGUUUAGAUGUAUCUAAUUACAUUUUAAGACAUUCUGUUUCUUCACUGUUCAACCAAAUAUCUUAAAUAGAUUGAUACAGUUGACGUUUCAUAUGAUAGUCUGAAUAAUUAUCUCUCAUCAAGUCAGACUAUCCUUAGGCUCGCUUGUAAAAGGGUUUUUUAAUCACCAUUGAGUUCAAUCAGCGUGAAGGGCUUGUGCACUUUACUGUGAGAUUUUAUAUUUGAUUAAAUGGUUCUUCAUGUUUUAUACAUUAGUCUGAAAUGAAAAUGUUUUGCCUUUUUAUUUGAGAUGCAUUUUCUGAUCAAGUUUAACACCCAGAUGUAAUUUCACAGCACCUUAUGAGUUCUUUAGCUGACUUCUAGCUGCUCCUGUUUUUGUACAUUCAUUUAUAUAUGUUACAUGUGCCUAAAUUUGAACAUGUUUGUGAUAUAAUGCACACUCAUUGUAAUUUUUUUAUUGCUCAAGGAAAUGAUUAAAGUUCUUUGCAGGGUUCAGUCUAUGCAGUAUAUUUUACAUUGUUGUCACUGCAUGUAAAUUACAUGUACGAUCAUUUCCUGACAGACCCAAACAGUUAUUUUUAAAACCUGCUGAUGCAAACAAUAAACCAAAUCACUUUUUCUUUCUUAAA